AUGGCCAACAACCCGACUCUCUUAUAUUCGUGGUGGUGCACCGUUUUCUCCGCUGUCAUCAUAGGCGUCCGACUGACUGGCCGCUACAUCCGCAAUGAACGGCUCUUCCGCGAGGACAAGAUCAUGGCGCUCAGCAUCAUCCCACUGUUUGCGCGUAUGGGUUUUGUGCACGUGGUCCUCAUCUGGGGCACCAACAAUGUCAAUGUUUCGACUUUGACGGACCCGCUCAUCAUCCGCCAUCGCGAGAUCGGCUCCCAGAUGGUCCUCGCCUCGAGAAUUUUCUAUGCGUUGUUCAUCUGGAUGGCCAAGUUCACCGUUUCCGAGUUCUUGAAGCGUUUGACAGAACGUUUCUGGAAGAAAGGGUACGACUGGGGACUGCGUGGCAUACGCAUCUUUCUUGUCGUUACUUUUUUCAUGGUCCUCAUUGCCACACUGGCAGAGUGCCACCCCACUUCCCACUACUGGCAAGUCAUACCGGAUCCAGGACCGCAAUGCCGACAGGGCUACGCGCAGCUGCUUACCAUGGGCAUCACCGACAUCGUCACCGAUAUAUUUCUCAUCGCCUUUCCGAUCCCGAUCAUCGUGCAUUCGAGCAUGCCAUUAAAACGGAAGAUUUCCCUCAUUGUGCUGUUCUCCUUGUCAGUCGUUUUGAUCGUUAUUACUGGGGCUCGCAUGCCUCUGGUCAUCCAACGACAAGGUCUGCAACAGUUUCGCACUGUCUUCGCUUCUUCGGAAAUCUUGGCUGCAACCAUCGUUUCGAACGCCAUCAUCCUGGGAUCGUUCCUUCGCGACCGAGGUGUUAAGAAAGCCAAGUUCAAAGCACCAUCAACUACCGACAGCAUGGAACGCAGAGGCUCAGCACGACGCUUCACGGACCAAACAUGCAGUAGCGACGAAGACCUCGCACGGUCGCUAGGUUAUCGGACAAAACCCGAACUACUCGAGAAGCAGACAAGCGUACCUAGACCAGCUCCGGUGGCGGAUCUUGACCUCUUGUCGUCUUCUAGACAACCUGGUCCUUUUGUCAACAACAACUGGAAAUUCCCCGACGAAGAGACUGGCAUGAUGCAGAGUAGUGAUCGGUCCAGCGUGACAGUCGAGGAUAUACGGGAUCCGAUGCCUAGUCCUCGUGCAAGGCGAGUGUCGUGGUUCGAUGUUGGAGGCCUUCUUGAGAACCAAACUGUAGCUCCCUCACCCACCGAUUCAGUCAUCGCGCACGACUUCGCAACCCAGCCACGGCGAGGGUCUAGAGCCUCGAACACGAUCAUACCAAAUGCGCGCGCAUUUUUGCCUCAAGUACGGCGCAACUCUCGACUUUCGCAACAGUCUGAGGACUAUGAGAUGUCGUCUGUCCGGCCCACCCACCAGUUGCAGGACCUCGGCGGCUUGCUCUCCGAAGAUCGCGAGCAAGAAGAAGCUCUGUCAACCCCCUCACCACACUCGGGCUCCUCGGCCGGUCCUCGCAACGAGCGAUAUGCGCCUAUACAACGCACGUCAACUCGCUCAACACAAGCAAGCUACGAUGCUCUGUCUCUACGAGAUCCUGGAGGCUUGCUUUCUUCCGCACCCCCUCCUACGUCUCAUCGACGCAACCCUACCCAACAUAGCCGCAAUGUGCCGUCCUUACAGGAUGCUGGCGGCCUUCUUGGUUGA
Molecule: messenger RNA, 1653 nt
Organism: Alternaria ventricosa
Lineage: Eukaryota; Fungi; Ascomycota; Dothideomycetes; Pleosporales; Pleosporaceae
Exons: 2
Coding region: 1-1653 (550 amino acids)
Source: RefSeq, a predicted model, not a curated record